AUGGCAUUCGGAAACACACUUCUCGCGCUUAUCCUCGGGGCAUGUUUGAUCUCUGCUUUGCCAGGAACCGUUGUGACCCCCAAUGAACUGCUCUACAGCGCUAGAGACGGGGGCAUCAAGUUGCUCACAGUUGACGCUGGCUCAGGCAAAAGCAUGUACGCCCAUACCUUAUCCUGCUAUUGUUAUUAUUUCCGACGCCAGCUUGACACGUUUUUAGUACCGGGUUGGCCCCAAAUCGUGCAAUAUGCCAAGGAUACCUAUGGUGAUGAUGGCUUGACCUAUAAAGUGAACCCACCGGGGCAACCUGAUUAUCAGGCGGUGGUCUGUACAGAUCAAGAACAACUACUACUUAUUUCAAUGCAAGGAGCCUCCAGUUGCUCGACAAGAAACGACACUGUUGCAGGCUCCAUAACUGGAACAACAGGAAGCGUAACUUUGUCCCAUAUAGACACAUAUACUACGGUUCUGGAACCUGGACUAUAA
Molecule: messenger RNA, 483 nt
Organism: Laccaria bicolor S238N-H82
Lineage: Eukaryota; Fungi; Basidiomycota; Agaricomycetes; Agaricales; Hydnangiaceae
Exons: 4
Coding region: 1-483 (160 amino acids)
Source: RefSeq, a predicted model, not a curated record